ACCCUCAAAACCGAAGGGAGUUGAAAGCCUAGUAAUAGGGGCAAGAGUCCUCUUCUAAAACUCGUUCUCUCUCUCUCUCUCUCACUUCUCUUCCAAACUUCUCAAAGUCUUUCCUUCAAUCAAAUUAUGCCUAAACUCUCACUUCUUCAGCAUUGCUCUCUUCCCCCUUUUCUCCUCCUCUUCCUCCUUGCCGCUGCCACGCCCGCCGUUCAACAAUUCAAGGAAGCACCGAAGUUCUACAACUCCCCAGACUGCCUCGCCAUCGACACUGGACUCGAUGGCACAGAAACCGUCGACAGCGGCCUCCCAAGUAUAUGUUCUGAUAAGGCAGUCCAUGUAGCGAUGACCCUCGACUUGGCCUACCUCCGUGGCUCGAUGGCUGUGAUCCUCUCAGCCCUCCAGCACACCUCGUGCCCCGAGAACAUAAGCUUCCACUUCGUCACCUCUGCCUCGGCCGACUCUUCCCUCCUCCGCCGUACUAUCGCCGCCUCCUUCCCUUACCUUCGCUUUGAGAUCUAUUCCCUCGAAGAGAGCUCUGUAUUAGGCCUCAUCUCCACCUCGAUCAGGGAAGCCCUGGACUGUCCCCUUAACUAUGCCCGGAACUACCUAGCCAACCUCCUCCCGCCUUGCAUCCGUCGUGUAGUCUAUCUCGACUCUGACUUGGUCCUCGUGGAUGACAUCCUAAACCUCGCUGCCACCCCACUUGGGGACACUGCAGUCCUAGCAGCACCUGAGUACUGCAAUGCAAACUUUACCUCCUAUUUUACCCCGACAUUCUGGUCCAACCCGACCUUGUCCCUAACUUUCGAGGGCCGGAACGCGUGUUACUUCAACACGGGUGUAAUGGUGAUCGACCUAGAGAGGUGGCGCAAGGGGGAUUGCACAAUGAAGAUCGUGGAGUGGAUGGAGCUCCAGAAGAGGAUGAGGAUCUACGAGCUGGGAUCACUGCCUCCAUUCUUGCUCGUUUUUGCCGGGAACAUAGCACCGGUCGACCACAGGUGGAACCAGCAUGGACUAGGAGGGGAUAACUUUCGGGGCUUGUGCCGAAAUUUGCACCCCGGGUCAGUGAGCCUCUUGCAUUGGAGCGGGAAGGGGAAGCCAUGGGCUAGGCUUGACGAGAACCGCGCAUGCCCGAUGGAUGCCCUAUGGGCCCCUUACGAUCUCCUACAUACUCCCUCUGCAUCCUUCGAGUCAUGAAGAACCAUAAUAGGUAAGACUCAAUUUUUGCAGAGAACUUCCUAAUUUCUCGGACCGUAUCGAUGCAGAAGUUAUUAGGCAUUAGUACUGGUGAGAUAUAUAUAUGGUGACAAUAUACAUAUGAACUGCGAGAGAUGAAGAGUAUCUCGUCGAGUGGAUCGAAUGGUGAUCUAACUAGAGUUGAUCGAACACGAUCUCUCGCUCUCUCCCUUCACAUCGCAUCUUUAAUGUGAAGCUUAAUGAUGUCAGAAGAGGUUGCUUUGUACAUUAUGCGGACCAUAUAAUUAACAAUUAAACGCUAUAUAAAACAAGUGACUUCUCUUAA
This is a messenger RNA of Punica granatum (pomegranate), 1522 nucleotides long. NCBI's taxonomy places the organism in Eukaryota, Viridiplantae, Streptophyta, Magnoliopsida, Myrtales, Lythraceae. The record is from RefSeq and is a predicted model, not a curated record.